Molecule: messenger RNA, 12582 nt
Organism: Spirodela intermedia
Lineage: Eukaryota; Viridiplantae; Streptophyta; Magnoliopsida; Alismatales; Araceae
Source: the annotation of a GenBank genome assembly
AUGGCUGCGGCGAACGCCCCGAUCUCCAUGAAAGAGGCUCUCACUGUAAGGAUCUCACAAUGAUUCCGCCUUUCUCGUUUAUUUAAAUUUUCAGGAUUCAAUUUGAGCUUAAAAGAGAACCUCCAUGUCGAAUAUGUUCAAUGCUCGGUUUCUCGUUCUGGCCUCCGGGAAUUUGCUCGGGGAUUUCGGAUCUGUCCAGAUCUGUAGGUGAAAAUAGUGAUCUCGUGUGCGUCGUGCGUUUUAGGGAUGAACUUGUACAUAUUGAAUCGUAAUUAUGUAGUUUUUUCCGCCGGUUGCUGCGGGUUGUCAGAUACUGUUGAAUCAACCUAGGCUGGGAGUUUACACGCUCUUCCUUUGUUUACAAUUAAUGGAUAAAUUUUCUUUGUUUUUUUCGUCUUCGUAGCUCACGAGCCUCGGAAUAAAUCCGCAAUUUGUCACAUUCACGCAUGUCACAAUGGAAUCGGAUAGCUACAUAUGCAUCAGAGAGACUUCACCGCAGAACAGUGUUGUCAUCGUGGACAUGAACAUGCCGAUGCAACCAUUGAGGAGGCCAAUCACCGCAGAUUCAGCUCUGAUGAAUCCUAACUCUAGGAUUCUCGCUCUUAAAGGUUCUCUUCUGAUAAUUUCUCUGCACAAGCAUGUUUUCACAUCGGACUCCAUGUUGAUGUCCUCUUCCCAUGUUCUUCUUAUGGAAUUGCUUAUCUCACAUAUGCUGUACUAAUGCCAGGGAUAUUUUUUACGGAGGUGAUGUAAUUUUGUCAUUAUAUUCGUUGGUAGCAUCUUUGACAAUGUUAGCCGUUAUCAGAUUCAUGUGACAUGUUUUUUUUUUCUUCAUCUAAAUGUUCGUGCUUCUCUUUGUACGUGGCUCUCCUCACCCCUUUAUUUGCACACAAUUUGGUUAUGUCAUCGUUUUAGGGUGAAUCGUUGUAGAGGCGACAUGUUCGUUUGGUUACUAUUAAGGAAGUCUUUUUAGUGUUUGUAGCGUUUAUGCAUUUUACUGAUUGUCCGCUUUCGAAUACCAUCCCUUAUUUAUCGGCAUCUAAAUUUAUCUUUUUCCUUCUUCAUCAGAAACUCUUUCAGGCAUAAUUAUGAAUUGUAAAUUCAUUGUACGAGCUAAAAAUACUCUGUUGGUGUUUCUGAAACCAACUUCUAGUAUAUGUUGCAUCAUUUUAAGCACCUUGGAAGGAGUUUACUUAAAAUUAUUAGCACAGGAGGAACUGUCGGGAGGGGGAAAAAUCUACGAACUGAGCAUGUUAUUAGCCAGGACCACGAGUUGAUAUGAAUCAGUUGGAACAUAUAAUGAAAACUGGGGCUUGAUUUUUUCUCAGUUUCCAAAUUUAAAUUCGAUUUCAAUUUCUCAGUUUCUUAUAAAAUUUCAAGAAAUAUCCCCAAGCCGAACUCUUUUGUCGUUGCCUGUUUUACUUUUUGAUUUUGAACCACGUGGGACCUGUGAGAUCGCUGUAUUUUAAAGAGCCGCCAUCUAGAAAGUGUCAGUCAGUCGAAACCAGGUUGGUUUAAGUUACCGCUUCACUUAUUUCUCCAUACAAAUGUUUAAGACUACGACACUUCUGGCCUGAAACAAUAAAUGUUAAUAUGAACGUACGUGUUUGUUUGCUAAAUAUUUUAAGAUAGGAGAGGGGAACGAGAAGGAUUUACAUACAUUAGAAUUGAGUUCCUAGUGAAGAUGCAUAAUUAGUAACUUAAAUUAUGUGAUUUUAUACCCUGUCAACACAGCUGAUUGUUAUCCCCGGAAAUUUUGCUGCAGUGUAUCGAUCACUUAGUUUGCGUACCACCUUUCAUGAUUGCUGUUAUGAAUGUGAUUCUAUUUCGGCAUCACCAUGGGACCAUCUGGAUCAGCUUGGUGUUUUUAUCAAUUCACUUAAAUCUGGGGGAAGGUGUGCUGGUGAAGUCUAGGAGGCCGAUCUAGUACAUCUUAUCUGCUGGAGGGAUUCUAGAAUGUGCUGCCAAGUUUUAUGUCAUAGGACUGUCAGAAAUGAUUUUUUUAAUAUCUUUUGGAGCCUCGUAGUCAUUUUAUGCCAUUUUUCCCUGUCAUAUGUACGGCAGACAUUUUGGCCGUUGAACUUACUGAAUGUCUAGAUGUAUGUGAAUAUGUGGUUGGCAAGGCACAUAUUGUCGUCUCAAGAACCAGUUGCAAGAUUCGGAUGAAAUUCACACUCAUUGUUCAAAAGAAUUCAAUUUUUGGUGAUUUUGGGCUACCUUGCACUUUAUAUCAAUUAGUGAAUAAGCUUCGUGUACGUUACUUCUUGUUGACUAGUAAAUUCAUUUGGGAAAGAAGGAAAAACAACAUGUCUGCACUAAGUAGAAGUUGUCUGAUACAUAGGCGUUGGAAUUAUUUCAUUUUUGGAGUGUAAAUUAGGUUCAACAAUACAACUCUAUUUAGUAAUAUUCGAAGCUUGAAAAAGUUGGAGAGCUUUAUUGGUUGAGGUGUAAUAUGAUUCUUGUUAAAGUAGAUUAUGUGCUUACUCAUCUCCAGUAGAAUGCCAAUCAACAAAAAAUAAUCACCUGGUCCAAGGUGUAAUAGCUCUUUCCAGUGGAAUUACAAAAAUGCACUUUGAUUUCUACAAAAAUAAUGACUAACUGUAACUAUUCUUCAGAUUGCUGAAAUUUCUUUUGAGACGAUCAGUUUCUGUCAUCUUUAAACGAUGUGUUGCAUAUCUGAUGCCAUUGCCAGAUUGAAAAUCAUUCUAACUUUUUUUUGUGCCAAAUUGGCAUUUUCUAGAUCCGAUUUCGGAACUAAAGUCGUAAAACAUUCUGAUCAAUUUCUCUACAUGUGUAUACAUCUAUGAAGAUGAUAUAUGAACACAGAUAUGUAUCUGUAGACAACUGUUCAUGCUGUAAGUUUAAAGAUGUGGUUCUGAAGACAAUGCCAAUGCUGCUGGUCUCAAAUCUAGUGGCGCUAUCAAGGAGAAGAGAGGGUUCUAUCUAAAGUCGUAUGAGAGCAGUUAAUGGGGAGAAACUGCUGAAGAAUUGUUUUUCUCUCUCUCUUUCUCUCGUUAAUAUGUAAAGUGGAUGAGCCAGGAGUUUUAUUAAAAGAGAGAAGAGGAAUAUAUAAAAGUUAGCUUCAUAAGGAUGAUUCAUGGAAAGUUCUUUAAUUUUGUGUAAUCCAUUUUUCCGUCAAAUUCGCAUCCUUCACUAUUUGACUUGUUUGAAACUGACACAAGUGACUGGAAAACUUUAGCAUACCCUUAUUUAUGACCACCACUUUGUCAUGUGUGGAUACCUGUGAGUACAGAGCUGUCGGUGACCUUUAAUUUGCUUCUGUUACUAGUAUUUUGAUCCAUACAUUUGAAUUUCAUGCAUUAACCAAACUCCUUGGCUAUUAGGUUUGGACAAAGUUAUCGUAGCUUCAUCUUGCCUGUUUGUUGUUUUCCUUCUGUGUGUUGGCACGUUCUGUAGGCUAUGUCUAUGACAUAAGAAUGAUUUGAAAGCCAAUUUAAGUAUUGAGUGGCUUUUCCUUUGCAGCUCAACUUCCAGGGACUACCCAGGACCACCUACAAAUAUUCAAUAUUGAGCUAAAGGCUAAGAUGAAAUCACACCAAAUGCCUGAGCAGGUGAAGGAUAUGAUGCCUCUGUUUGCAGGUUUUUGUUUUAUUUUCCUGCACUUUAUAUUGAACUUAUUCUGUAAAUGAAUCAUUCUUUGUGUCUAAAAUCACGCUUAGGUUGUCUUUUGGAAAUGGAUUACCCCGAAGAUGUUGGGGCUAGUUACCCAAUCUUCAGUAUAUCACUGGUCAAUUGAAGGUAACUGUCCCGGAUUUUUCAUUUUGAAUAUUUCCCAAUGGCAGUAACAUCUUACAUCAAAAGCUUAUUGCAUAGGUUCGUUAAAUUUCUAUGAACCGUGUUCUGUAUUUUUUAGGUGACUCUGAACCUGUGAAGAUGUUUGAAAGAACUGCUAAUUUGGCAAAUAAUCAAAUUAUCAACUACCGUUGUGAUCCCUCUGAGAAAUGGCUGGUUUUGAUUGGUAUCGCACCUGGUUCUCCAGAGGUACGUUACCGAAUGUGCUUUACCUUAGCCUUUUCGUAUGUUGCAUAACUUUAAUAUGAUUCAGUGAUUCCGUGUAUUCCGCUGGGUGCAAUGGUUCAUAUUGAUAAUGUAGGUAUAACGGGAAAAACCAUUUCUGUGCUGACUUUGUAGGCUUAUACGGUUGUCUUCCUAAAAAAAAAACCGUGUUCUACAUCUCUGAUUAUUUCCAUUUUUCAACGGAAUGAAGUGAGUUGUGAAAGACAGGCUGGGCAUCAGUUAAAUCAUCUAAAAUGUGCAAUACGCAGGAAAAUCAUUCCUGAAAAAUUCAGAUCUAGCGCAUAAAUCGUUAAUAUUUAGAGUACUCACAUCUUUUGUGUUCAUAGUAUCUGUGCUUGGCUUUUAACUGAACUUUCCUUUCUAGUGUUUCUUUGCUGUACAAUAAUGAUUAACCUUUUCACUCACGGAAGAAGCUGUAUUUUUUAAUGAUGAUAAAUUAAUAAUAAUAAUUAUGUCCCUUCUUAUUGAAAAUGAGGUCUUCCGAUCUUUCUUUUUACUUGAAAAUGUUCGGAGUGUUCAUUAUAAUAAGCAUGCUGUAAAAAUGUGCCAUCAUACCUGAUUGCAGCGGCCACAGCUGGUGAAAGGGAACAUGCAGCUUUUCUCUGUUGAUCAGCAGCGCAGUCAAGCACUUGAAGCACAUGCUGCUUCAUUUGCAUCCUUUAAGGUGAGAAUAUUUCUGUAGUUUCUUCUCAUCUCCUUGGUGUUUCUUUUGCACGAUAUUAAUAUGAGCAGCUCUUGAAGUACUGAGAUGGGAUUUUUGAUUGGACUUGACUAGGUUGCGGGCAAUGAGAGUCCUUCUAUUCUUAUUUCAUUUGCAUCAAAGACUGUCAAUGCUGGGCAAGUUACCUCAAAGCUGCAUGUGAUUGAACUUGGUGCUCAGCCGGGUAUCACUAGUGCUUUUGCAUCUUUCUUAUUUUUUAGUCCGUUAAGAAUUUUUCUAUACUAUGCUCGACUUUAUCUAAAUGAUCUUUUAUGCAUCGUAUUGUCUCUUUUUCGUUCGUUGAGCUGACGAAAAUAUGCUUUUACCAGGUAAACCGGGUUUUACAAAGAAACAGGCUGAUCUUUUCUUCCCACCAGAUUUUGCUGAUGACUUCCCAGUAUCAAUGCAGGUGAUGCAUUUAUUUUUAGUUUUACUCGGUGGACUUUUAUGGUUCUAUUAUUAAAAUAUUAAGAUGUUAAUUUUUUGUGCAGAUCUCUAAUAAGUACAGUUUGAUAUAUGUAAUCACAAAGCUUGGCCUUCUAUUUGUUUAUGAUCUGGAAACGGCCACAGCUGUUUACAGAAAUCGCAUAAGUGCGGAUCCUAUAUUUUUGACUUCUGAAGCUUCAUCAGUUGGAGGCUUUUAUGCUGUUAACAGGAGAGGUCAAGUUCUUCUGGCCACUGUUAAUGAAGCAACGAUUGUGCCCUUUAUCAGCGGUCAAGUAUGUUCCUAUAGCUAUGUUUCUUUUUAUUUUUUUAAUAUUUGAAAGUGGAUAGAACCACAUAUUUAUUGAGUAUAAAAAAGAUGAAAAUACAUUUAUCCCUUCUUUUCUGUAAAUUGCAACGAUUCAAACAUGAUUCUGCUGAUGUGAAUAUUCAGUUAAACAAUCUGGAGCUGGCUGUUAAUAUUGCGAAAAGAGGAAAUCUUCCGGGAGCUGAGAACUUGGUAAUCAUUAUUUUGAAUUUAUAUUUUUUCAUAAGUUUAUUUCUAAACCAUCGCAGAUCAUGUGUAUUGAGAGCUAUCAAGUCUUGCGUCUUGCAGUUACUGUUAAUCUUUUAAAAGGAAUCAAGAAUUCUUCUACUUGAUGAAGCGUUUUUAGUUUUGUCCAAUAUAUGAUUGAUCUGAAUGCUGCGUUCAUAAUAUUUUAAAGUUUGUAAAAAAAUUGGACAUAAUUUCUAAUUAGAAUUGACGUCAUAUUAUCUCUGUUUCUCAUGUUUAGUUGCAGACUAUUUUUUGUCAUAAAAAUAAUCAUAUUGGAUUAUUUUUUCGACCAAGUUUCUUCUCCUACCCAGACUGUCCAAAUGUUUUUUUAUACUUUCGUGGUUUUAGUUUCACUUGUUCACAUUAAAACAUGCAAUGUUUCAUCCCGAUUUAUCCGUCGAUUAAUUUAGUGUUCAAGGCUAAAAAAAAUUAAAGUAGUCCCCAAGCAUGCUUCUUGUGUGCGUCCUCUUGCAUUUUUUUUAUGCGCCUCUGAUAUGUGAAGUGCACCUGGAUAGCAGAGGUGCUUAUUAGUAACUUUUCGUUUCCAUGGACUAUUGUGCCUUCCUCCUGUUGUGCUUUCUUUUUCUGAAUCCAUUUCUGUUCUACAGGUUGUGCAGCGGUUCCAAGAGUUGUUCUCCCAGACCAAAUACAAGGAGGCUGCAGAGCUUGCUGCCGAGUCUCCUCAAGGCAUUCUUCGCACUCCGGACACUGUUGCAAAAUUUCAGGUGCACGUCUUCUACAGUUCUUAGAGACACCUAUACCAAUUGCUAAGUUAUCUUUUUUGAUGAUGCCAUUUUAUUUUUUGGGCUUUUGCAGUAUGACUGCCCACAUUUUGUCAAAAUGUUUAUGUUUUCAUUUUUCUUCAAGAUUUAAAUAUUUUGUUUUUACAGAGUGUUCCAGUGCAAGCUGGCCAGACCCCACCAUUAUUGCAGUAUUUUGGGACAUUAUUAACAAGAGGAAAACUCAAUGCAUUUGAGUCCCUUGAGUUAUCCCGCCUUGUUGUUAACCAGAAUAAGAAGAACCUUUUAGAGAAUUGGUUGGCCGAGGAUAAGCUUGAGUGCAGCGAAGAGCUUGGAGAUCUUGUAAAGGUCAGUAUUGAGAUUCUUAGCACUCGUGGUUUCUUAAUAAUAAUAAUAAUAAUUGUUAUUAUUAUCUAUGAUCUUCUGUUAUGUUCCCAUAGUUAUUUGUUCACUUCUGAUUUAGAUCAUCAUUUGUACGUCCUUAUUUCUUUUUUGUAGACUGUGGAUAAUGACCUUGCACUGAAAAUAUACAUCAAGGCAAGGGCUACCCCCAAGGUUGUUGCAGCUUUUGCUGAAAGGAGGGAGUUUGAUAAGAUCCUCAUAUAUUCCAAGCAGGUAUUUGGCUCACAUAUGCCAGUGCUUGCAUUGUGACAAAGUUCUGGAGCACAGACGCUCUUUGAAAUCAUUGAUUAAUUUUGGUUCACUUUGGGUGUUGAUGUGUUUAUUUAUCCUCAGUGUCAAGUGACGUUUGAUUUACUUGACUGAAUUUCCCUUUUUUCUUGAGCACAGGUUGGCUAUACACCAGAUUAUCUUUUCCUUCUGCAAACAAUUCUACGGGCUGAUCCUCAGGUAUCUCGUCUCAUUUACUUAUUCCUUGGUCAUUUUGUAGUAUUUAAUAAAUUUCUCACGUUGUCUAGUUCUUUCUGAAAAGUAGAAAGUAAACAUAUGGAACAUUUUUUAAAGAUAUUUUUGGGGUGUGAUUUGGCUUUUGCGGCUCAAUAGACUUUAACAGGUGUUUCAGUUCAAAUUUUCACCUCCUGCUGCUCUUCUUUAUGACCUUCUAUGGCUUCUCAAUUUCCUGGGCAUUUUUUCACUAAGAUUUUCAUUGCAGGGUGCCGUUAAUUUUGCUCUGAUGAUGUCACAAAUGGAAGGGGGCUGUCCAGUUGAUUACAAUACAAUCACAGAUCUUUUUCUUCAGGUUUUCCUUAAGUCCUCUUCUAUUUCCCUAGAACUACUUGGGAAAUUUAAAUGCUUACUGUUCUAAAAUGUCUUUUAUGAUUCCAAAGUUCACGAAAUUUGGGAUUUCACGGGGUGUACCCUGGCAAUGAACUGAAGUUAUUUAUUGCUUACUUUUGUUUUCUGUAGAGGAAUUUGAUCAGAGAGGCCACGGCCUUCUUAUUGGACGUUCUGAAACCAAAUCUACCAGAGCAUGCUUUCCUUCAGACCAAGGUCAUCGGUGCUUCUUGCUUAGCUUUUGACGAUCCCCUAAGCUUUGUCUCUACUUUUUAUGUAACCUGGUUCUUAUUUUCGUGACAGGUCUUAGAGAUAAAUCUGGUGACCUAUCCAAAUGUUGCGGACGCGAUAUUAGCAAAUGGAAUGUUCAGUCACUAUGAUCGACCGCGUAUUGCUCAGCUGUGUGAAAAGGCUGGCUUGUACGUGCGAGCGCUUCAGGUUGGUCGCCUUUCUAUCUCAUGCGAACUCUGUUUGUGGCCGAAGCCUUCGAUUAUGCCCUUAAUGAACAACCGCAUGUUUAUUUUGACAGCACUAUUCCGAGUUACCCGAUAUCAAGCGCGUCAUUGUGAAUACCCACGCAAUUGAGCCCCAGGUUUGUUUCCAAAUGCUAUAUUAGUCUUGCAUAGCUUGGUUUUGGUACUUAACUUUUUAAUAUUUCAGGCGCUCGUGGAGUUCUUUGGGACUCUCUCAAAAGAAUGGGCGUUGGAGUGCAUGAAAGAUCUACUGAUCGUAAAUCUCAGGGGAAAUCUUCAGAUAAUCGUGCAGGUAUUUUUUUUGUAAUCGACAGUGUAUUCUCGGUGAUUGAUGACGUGGAAAUUCCUGAAAACUCUCUGCUAUGUAGGCUGCCAAAGAAUAUUCCGACCAACUGGGUGUUGAUUCAUGCAUAAAGCUUUUUGAGCAGUUCAAAUCCUACGAAGGUCUAUACUUCUUUUUGGGAUCGUAUUUAAGCUCCAGGUAAAGAAACCUCUCUACACUUCGGAUGGUUAUUAUUCCUUUUCUGUAUUUUGGGUUAAUUUUCUCCGUUAUGAAUUUUUCUAUCCAGCGAGGAUCCGGAAAUACACUUCAAAUAUAUCGAGGCCGCGGCAAAAACUGGGCAAAUUAAGGAAGUAGAACGCGUCACCAGGGAAUCAAACUUCUAUGACGCCGAGAAGACUAAAAAUUUUCUGAUGGAAGCCAAGCUUCCUGAUGCACGACCGCUUAUCAAUGUUUGUGAUCGUUUUGGUUUUGUCCCUGAUCUUACUCAUUACUUGUACUCGAACAACAUGCUUCGGUACAUCGAAGGUUAUGUUCAGAAGGUAAUAGUUUUGUUUUAAAAUUUAAUGAUCUCUUUUGCAGUAUGAUUGCUCGGUACCUCUUUUAAUUUUUUCGGCAUCUAAAGUCUCUCCCUUUCCUUUUCUGAAAACUUGGUGACAGGUCAACCCUGGCAAUGCUCCUCUGGUUGUUGGUCAACUGCUGGACGACGAAUGCCCUGAAGAUUUCAUCAAGGGUCUCAUUCUUUCUGUGCGGUCUCUCCUUCCAGUGGAGCCGCUUGUGGAUGAAUGCGAGAAGAGGUGAGCAACGUUUGACUUUAUCGUCUGUACGCCUCUCUUUAGUCUGUUUCUCCAUCUGAGUCAAUGUCAAUGGAUCUGGUGGAUGUCAGGAAUCGUCUCCGACUGCUUACCCAGUUCUUGGAGCAUCUGGUGAGCGAAGGCAGCCAAGACGUGCACGUCCACAACGCUUUGGGCAAAAUUAUCAUCGACAGCAACAACAACCCCGAGCAUUUUCUCACGACCAACCCCUACUAUGAUUCACGCGUUGUGGGCAAAUACUGUGAGAAAAGGGACCCCACACUCGCGGUUGUUGCCUACAGGAGAGGGCAGUGUGAUGAAGAGCUCAUCAGCGUCACCAACAAAAACUCCUUGUUCAAGCUGCAGGCGAGGUCCGUACCAUCCAUCCGCCCCUCUUUAUUGCUAUUUUUGUUCCUCCUGCAUAGAUUCGCGUGCAACAACGUGGUAGAGGAGGGAUACCUUUCUGACAAAUCCUCAUAUCAUCGCUCGUUUCUUCCAGAUACGUUGUGGAAAGGAUGGAUGCAGAUCUGUGGGAUAAGGUGCUCCAACCCGAUAAUGAAUACAGAAGACAGCUUAUCGACCAAGUUGUGUCUACUGCUCUGCCCGAGAGCAAGAGCCCGGAGCAGGUUUCUGGUGCUGUUAAGGCUUUCAUGACUGCAGAUCUUCCCCACGAGCUUAUCGAGCUGCUGGAAAAAAUCGUCCUCCAAAACUCUGCCUUCAGCGGCAACUUCAAUCUGCAGAAUCUGCUGAUCCUGACGGCCAUCAAAGCCGAUGCAUCGAGGGUCAUGGAUUAUGUGAACAGGUUGGACAACUUUGACGGGCCUGCAGUUGGGGAGGUGGCAGUCGAAGCGCAGCUCUACGAAGAGGCCUUCGCCAUUUUCAAGAAAUUCGACCUCAACGUGCAGGCAGUCAAUGUUCUCCUCGAUAACAUCAGAAGCAUCGAUCGGGCUGUAGAGUUCGCAUUCCGCGUGGAAGAGGAUGCCGUGUGGAGUCAGGUCGCGAAGGCUCAGCUCAGGGAAGGUCUUGUGAGUGAUGCGAUCGAGUCAUUCAUCCGUGCAGAUGACGCCACCCAAUUCCUGGAUGUCAUCAAAGCCGCUGAAGAUGCCAAUGUGUAUCAUGACCUGGUGAAAUACCUGCUCAUGGUCCGGCAGAAGGCAAAGGAGCCCAAGGUGGACAGUGAGCUCAUCUACGCAUAUGCAAAGAUCGACAGGCUGGGUGAGAUUGAGGAAUUCAUUCUCAUGCCUAAUGUGGCUAACCUGCAAAACGUGGGCGAUCGGCUCUAUGACGAAGCCUUGUAUGAGGCUGCAAAGAUAAUAUUUGCUUUCAUCUCUAACUGGGCCAAGCUGGCCAGCACUCUACUGAAGCUGAGGCAGUUCCAAGGAGCAGUUGACGCUGCUCGUAAAGCCAACAGUGCGAAGACCUGGAAGGAAGUCUGCUUUGCAUGCGUGGAUGCUGAGGAGUUCCGUUUGGCCCAAAUAGCCGGCCUCAAUAUCAUCGUUCAGGUUGUCCUCACCCCUCCCCCCCCUUCCCCGCCCCUCCUGAAAGAUUCUCUCUUCAAAAUCUCUAUCCCUAAGCUUGAAAGUUUCGGUCUCUCUCGUGUAGGUGGACGACAUGGAGGAAGUCAGCGAGUAUUAUCAGAACAGGGGCUGCUUCGAUGAGAUCAUCUCUCUUAUGGAGAGCGGCCUCGGUCUGGAACGCGCCCACAUGGGCAUCUUCACGGAACUGGGCGUCCUGUACGCGAGAUAUCGCUCUGAGAAACUCAUGGAGCACAUCAAGCUCUUUUCCACUCGCCUGAACAUCCCGAAGCUCAUAAGGGCGUGCGACGAGCAGCAGCACUGGAAGGAGCUGACUUAUCUCUACAUUCAGUACGAUGAGUUCGACAAUGCCGCCACCACCAUCAUGAACCAUUCGCCAGAUGCUUGGGAUCACAUGCAGUUCAAGGACGUCGUCGCCAAGGUCGCCAACGUGGAGCUUUACUACAAGGCCGUCCAUUUCUACCUGCAGGAACACCCGGACCUCAUCAACGACCUCCUCAACGUGCUUGCCCUCCGCGUUGACCAUGCCCGCGUCGUUGACAUUAUGAGAAAGGUAUCCGCCCCCCGGUCCCGACUUUCGUUUCGUCCUCCCGUUAUAAGGACCGUCAAGUCCUGCGCUGACUUUCAUGUGCUUGCCCAGGCUGGCCACCUGCUCCUUGUGAAGCCAUACAUGGUCGCAGUACAGAGUAACAACGUGGCGGCUGUUAAUGAGGCCCUGAAUGAGAUCUACGUCGAAGAGGAGGACUAUGACAGGCUGAGAGAAUCGAUCGACAUGCACGAUAACUUUGACCAGAUCGGGCUCGCCCAGAAGGUGAGAACUUCUCCUUCCUCAUCUUCAACUCCCUACCCCGCCCCCCUUCGGAAAGAAAUAAAAAGAAAAAGAAAAAUCGAAAAUCUGGUCUUUUAAUCUCUCGUGCUGCGUGACUUUGGCAGACCGAAAAGCACGAGCUUCUCGAGAUGAGGCGCAUCGCCGCCUAUAUUUACAAGAAGGCCGGGAGGUGGAAGCAGUCCAUCGCUCUGUCCAAGAAGGACAACCUGUACAAGGACGCCAUGGAGACAUGCUCCCAGUCCGGCGACCGCGAGCUUUCUGAAGAGCUUCUCCUUUACUUCAUCGACCAGGUACUCCUCAGAAGUCGCCGCCCAAUACCUUGACUUUUUUGCCUUUAGAAUCGAAACGUCAGAAUGUUGUCCAUUUCCCUGCUGUUUAACCAGACAACUCCAUGCCCGAAUGUGCAGGGAAAGAAGGAAUGCUUCGCGUCGUGCCUCUUCAUUUGCUACGAUCUCAUUCGACCCGACGUCGCGCUGGAACUUGCGUGGAUGAACAACAUGAUCGACUUCGCUUUCCCCUAUCUCCUCCAGGUAAUCAUCCCUGCUCUCUCUCUCUCUCUCUCUCUCUCUCUCUCUGUUUAAUCUUCUCUUAUACGUCGUGCAUCCGCAGUUCAUCCGCGAGUACAGCGGCAAAGUGGACGAGCUCAUCAAGGACAAGCUUGAGGCCCAGAAAGAAGUAAAAUCCAAGGAGCAGGAAGAGAAGGACAUGGUCGCCCAGCAGGUAAUAAAUGAAGUCUUCUGAACUCUCAGGGCCUCCUUCCUCCUGGUAGUUGACUUUCCCCCAACUAAUGUCCUCCUCCUACCUUCCCCCCCUCAGAAUAUGUACGCCCAGCUGCUGCCCCUCGCGCUGCCGGCGCCGCCGGUGGCCGGCAUGGGCGGCCCUUACGGAGCGCCGCCUAUGGGGGUGCCGCCGAUGGGGGUGCCGCCGAUGGGAAUGCCGCCGAUGCCCGCGUACGGCAUGCCGCCGAUGAGCGGCUACUGA